Messenger RNA from Didymodactylos carnosus, 954 nucleotides. Lineage: Eukaryota; Metazoa; Rotifera; Eurotatoria; Philodinida; Philodinidae. The record is from the annotation of a GenBank genome assembly.
AUGUCAUUCACAAAAACAGGAUUAUAUCCACUUGAUCCAUCAGCGGUUAUCUUAGACAAGAUAAAAGCGAAUAAUAGAUUUUAUGGGUUUACCGAAGAAGUAGAAGUUCAGUCUAAUUCUACUACAGUUGAACCCACAAGCUAUAUUGCGCAAAACUCAUCAUUCAUAAAUACACCACUACCAUAUAUUUCAUCGAUUAUUUACUCAACAACAGAUAAUCCUGGUCCAGAUUUACAAGCACUGUUAACUGAAAAAACUAUACAAGAUCAUUCAGAUGAUGAUGAGGAUGAAUUUCUUGAUAACAGAAAACAAAAGAGGCUCAUGAGUCAUGCUCCAUCAUUAAAUACUGUUAAUUUAAAUGAUCAAAAACCUCUGGAAGAAAUCAUUCAUAAUACGAUUCGCAAACAUAUGGAAAUAUCGCCUUCACGAAAACGCAAACAGCGUCAACAACUCAUUCCGCGACAUGAUGGUGAAUUUCUCACGUCACCCGAAGCUAUGGCGCGAUUAUUAGAGAAGGAAAAGGCUAAAUCUCAAAAAUCAGAAAAGAAAAAGCGUAUGACAAAGCAAAAGUCCAAUAUGAGAAAGAAAUUAAGCGGUUUAAUCGACUGUCAUUUCUCAACUACAACUAGUACACCAACAUCAAUAAGUACCGACAUUCAUUGCGCAACUUCAACAUUAGAUGAUUCUUCGGCUAUCAGAACUCCACAACGUUUAUCUCUGAUCAAUUUAUCUCCUACGAAAUGUGUUUACCAUCCGCCUAUUAGUAACAGUCUUUAUCCGGCGAUAUUGUAUGAUUCACCAACUAAUUAUGAAAGAUUGAGUACUCAAAACAACGGGUUAUGUGAUCGGUGUCAUUAUACUUCGUUGUCUAUCAGAUAUCAAUCUUGUAUUAUGUGUAGUCAAAAAAUUUGUCAUGAUUGUGGAAAAUACGAUCCCGGUUAUUUUGAAGCGUAA